This is a messenger RNA of Psilocybe cubensis, 498 nucleotides long. RefSeq lists its product as uncharacterized. Lineage: Eukaryota; Fungi; Basidiomycota; Agaricomycetes; Agaricales; Agrocybaceae. The record is from RefSeq and is a predicted model, not a curated record. The transcript is spliced from 4 exons. Bases 1 to 498 code for a protein of 165 amino acids.
AUGGAGGGCCGGCCACUUCCUGCAUUUCUCCCGAGGUUGAGGGACCGCCUUUUGUACCAUGAUUAUCACGCGGCCAAAGCGACGAAAUCUACUCUUCGACAAGGCAAUCUUUUCCCUGGGCACAUUCGUGACGGGGGAGACGAGGUAAAAGAGGAAAAGAGUAUUCACACAGAUUCAACCUCCGAGCUGUUAAACAAGGGGGACAAGUCGGGUUUCGAGAGUGAAGAAGACUUAGGGGCUGCUGCUGGACCCAUGCAUGUCGAUGGUCAUAGUGUAGGUAUUGAGCUCGACGAGCUGAAUUUGGACAUGUUACUGAAUGAACAACUGCCGGCGCAUUCAACUGCCGUGAUUGCCCUCUCAAGCCUCCUUUUCCGCGUCGACGAGAUGAUUGAUAUCACGCGUACUCUUUGCGGCCAGGCCACCUUCCGUGGCUAUGAAGGGCUUCAACAAGACUAUCUUGAUAGAGAGGAAAAAGCGAUAGGUGGGGUGAGACCUUGA